This is a messenger RNA of Ctenocephalides felis (cat flea), 2033 nucleotides long. RefSeq names its product protein disulfide-isomerase A5-like. The record is from RefSeq and is a predicted model, not a curated record. The transcript has 11 exons. Bases 117 to 2021 code for a protein of 634 amino acids. Gene Ontology annotation, biological process: protein folding. Gene Ontology annotation, cellular component: endoplasmic reticulum. Lineage: Eukaryota; Metazoa; Arthropoda; Insecta; Siphonaptera; Pulicidae. Gene Ontology annotation, molecular function: protein disulfide isomerase activity.
UUUUAUAUUUUUUAAAUUUUCAAAUUUUAUUCAACCACAUUAUCAAUUAUAAUAUUUAUUGAAUUGUCACGUCAGCGACCGGCUUAUCCUGCUUUAUUCAACUAUAUAUAUUAAAAAUGAAAUACAAAUGGAUAAUAAUAUUAGUUUUUUUAUGGACGUUUACAAACACUUUUGCUAAAUUGAAUUCACAAGGAUCAGUUCUAGAUGAUAUAACAGAUGCAAAAGAUUUGAAAAAAAUUCUGCGAACAAAGAAUAAUGUGCUUAUAUGCUUCAUAGAAAACUCUAAAAGUACACUAAAUAUUGUUAAGGUUUUUAAGGAUGUUGCUGAAAUAAUAAAAGGACAAGGCACUAUGGUUUUAGUUGAUUGUUCAGGAGAUGCUAAGAAAAUGUGCAAAAAAUUGAAAGUUUCACCUGAACCAUAUGUACUAAAGCAUUACAAAAAUGGUGAAUUUCAUAAAGAUUAUGAUAGACGUGAAUCAGUUUCUAGUUUAGUAAAUUUCAUGCGAGAUCCAACUGGAGAUUUACCAUGGGAAGAAGAUCCUAGUGCACAAAAAGUUGUGCAUAUAGCAGAUGCCCAAGCAUUACGAAAAUUUUUGAAGAAAGAGAUGAAACCUGUUAUGAUAAUGUUUUAUGCUCCGUGGUGUGGAUUUUGUAAAACUUUAAAGCCUGAGUAUGCUCAAGCUGCAACUGAGUUGGAUGGACAUUCUAUACUAGCAGCAAUAGAUGUUAACAGACCAGAAAAUGCUGGCAUUAGAUCGCAGUAUAAUAUUACUGGUUUUCCAACAUUAUUGUAUUAUGAACUUGGCAAAUUUAAGCAAUCCUAUGAAGGAGAAAACACAAAAUCUGGCUUAGUACAAUUCAUGAAAAAUCCUACAAAGCCUUCUGUAAAACCUAUUAAUACGGAAGGUGAUUGGUCAGACACAGAUUCAGAAGUGGUUCACUUAACAAGUGAUAGUUUUGAACCUGCAUUGAAAGAUGAGCCUUCCGUAUUGGUUAUGUUUUAUGCUCCUUGGUGUGGCCAUUGUAAAAAAAUGAAACCAGAAUAUGAGAAAGCAGCGGCUGAUAUGAAGAAUAGAAAUAUUCCAGGUGUUUUAGCAGCUCUUGAUGCUACAAAAGAACCAACUAUUGCAUCACAAUUCAAAGUAAAAGGUUAUCCUACAAUUAAAUAUUUUGUAAAUGGGGAAUACAAAUAUGAUGCUAAUGUUCGCGAAGCUGAUAAAAUAAUUGAAUUUAUGAAGAAUCCUCAAGAACCUCCACCACCUCCGCCUCCAGAGAAACCAUGGUCUGAGGAAGAAAGUGAAGUUUUUCAUUUAGAUGAAGAUACAUUCAAACCAUUUAUGAAAAAAAAGAAAUAUGUACUGACAAUGUUUUAUGCUCCAUGGUGUGGACAUUGCAAGAAAGCGAAACCUGAAUUUACUCAGGCAGCUGAAAAAUUCAAAGAUGAUGCCAAAAUAAACUUUGCAGCUGUGGAUUGUACGCAACACAGAUCCGUGUGCAGCGCUAUGGAUGUUUCUGGAUAUCCAACAUUUAAAUGUUUCCUGAAUUACAAUAAGGGAAUGCAAGAUUACAAUGGAGGAAGAACCGAAUCUGAUUUUGUUAAAUACAUGAGUGCAUUAUUAAAUAGUGGACAAAAUGUAGAGAAAAAAGGACUAAACUCGUGGGAACAUAUAGAAGGCGCAGAAAAUAUAUUUCAUUUGACUGAUGACACUUUUGAUUCUUUCAUGAAAACAAAAGAUAAAGUAUUAUUAUUUGUUUAUGGAUCUAGCAGUCAAUGCAAAAAAAUAAAGCCAGAAUUUGCAAAAUCUGCAACAGAACUAAGGAAAGCUAAUUCAAAAUAUGCCUUGGCUGCUUUAGAUAGAAGUAUUUAUGUAAAUACUGUGAAUAGCUUAGAUGUGCAAGAAGUGCCAAUAAUAAUGCUAUUCGAAAAUGGAAAAUUUAUAUCAAAUUACAAAGGAAAAUUAGCUUCAAAUGAUAUUAUUAAAUACAUACUGACUUUUCAGCGAGAAAAAGAUGAGCUUUAAUAGUAAUUAAAA